This is a messenger RNA of Danio rerio (zebrafish), 1359 nucleotides long. It is a transcript of the gene l2hgdh, whose product is annotated as L-2-hydroxyglutarate dehydrogenase. The record is from RefSeq and is marked provisional. Gene Ontology annotation, molecular function: (S)-2-hydroxyglutarate dehydrogenase activity. NCBI's taxonomy places the organism in Eukaryota, Metazoa, Chordata, Actinopteri, Cypriniformes, Danionidae.
AUGCUUUGUGGAAUAAUGAUGAGAACUUUCGGUAGCGGGUCUGUGUGCGCGCGCUUACUGUCACAGAGAGCAAAGUCUGCAACAUGCAGAGCUGCACAUCACAGCGGCUCAUUCGAUGUGGCCAUUAUUGGUGGAGGGAUUGUUGGAUUGGCGUCCGCCAGAGAGCUGAUCCUCAGGCACCCAAACCUCAGCUUUGCCCUGCUUGAGAAAGAGAAAGAGCUGGCUCUCCAUCAGACAGGUCAUAACAGUGGUGUAAUCCACACUGGGAUUUACUACACUCCGGGCUCUCUGAAGGCUCAGCUCUGUGUCCGCGGAGCCACACUCGCUUAUGAGUACUGCCAGAAAAAAGGGGUUCCGUAUAACAGAUGUGGCAAGCUUAUCGUAGCAGUGGACAGAGAGGAGAUUCCCCGUUUAAAAGCUCUAUAUGAGCGUGGUCAGAAAAACAAUGUGCGAGAUCUUCGACUGAUUGACGCCAAAGCCAUCAGAGAGAAAGAGCCGUAUUGCAGGGGCAUCAUGGCAUUGGACUCUCCAUACACAGGCAUUGUUGAUUGGCGGGAAGUUGCUUUGGCGUAUGGUAAGGACUUCCAGGAAGCAGGUGGCACCGUGAUGACUGACUAUGAGGCAUCUGACAUGAGUGUGGCAGCAGAGAGUCAAGCUGACAGCACUAAUGGGCAGAAAUACCCCAUCAUCAUCAGAAGCUCUCAGGGCAAGGAGGUGCGCUGUGCUUUUGUGUUGGCGUGUGGUGGUCUCUACUCUGACCGCUUAUCUGAAAUGUCUGGCUGUAGUUCAGAGCCUCGUAUCGUUCCUUUCAGAGGAGAUUACCUGGUGCUCAAGCCAGAGAAAAAUUACCUGGUCAGAGGCAACAUCUACCCCGUGCCAAACCCACGAUUCCCAUUUCUCGGAGUUCAUUUCACUCCUCGAAUGGAUGGAAGUGUCUGGCUAGGUCCAAACGCGGUGUUGGCUUUUAAACGAGAGGGAUAUAAACUCUUUGACUUCGACGCACAAGACUUCGUUAACGCACUCUCAUUCAGUGGUCUGCAGAGACUGGUCAUGAAGAAUGUAGUGUAUGGAGUUGGAGAGAUAUAUAGAGGUGUGUUUCCUGGCGCUCAGGUGAAGAUCCUGCAGAAAUUCAUACCCGAACUGAGCCCCAGUGAUGUCAUCAGGGGGCCGUCAGGUGUCCGGGCACAAGCUUUGGAUGCUGAAGGAAACCUGGUGGAUGAUUUUGUGUUUGACGGUGGGAAAGGAGAGCUGGGCAGUCGUGUUCUGCACGUACGUAAUGCACCAUCUCCUGCUGCAAGCUCAUCUCUGGCCAUCGCUGAGAUGAUCGCGGAUGAGCUGGAGAAGAGAUUUCAGCUGUAG